Molecule: messenger RNA, 642 nt
Organism: Brugia malayi
Lineage: Eukaryota; Metazoa; Nematoda; Chromadorea; Rhabditida; Onchocercidae
Exons: 5
Coding region: 1-642 (213 amino acids)
Biological process (GO): protein K11-linked ubiquitination; anaphase-promoting complex-dependent catabolic process
Cellular component (GO): anaphase-promoting complex
Source: RefSeq, a predicted model, not a curated record
AUGGAAGUGGAUGAAAAUGAUACAUUAGAGAAUCAAACACCGAAAAAAGAUGAUGGGACUGCUCCGUGGAUAGCAUCGUUACCAAAGAAUAAUGUGGGAGAUGUGCGCGACAUAUCUAAUCAGGCGUUCUGGACGUUAUCCAGUUGUAAAACGGAUGGUUUUGGUAUCCAGCAGCUAUUAGAUGAAGAUUUGGAACAGUACUGGCAGUCGGAUGGACCACAGCCGCAUACGGUGACAAUUGAGUUUAGCAGAAAAACAAAUAUUUCGUAUUUGUUAUUAUAUUUGGAUUACAAAACCGAUGAAUCGUAUACACCUAGCAAAGUAGUUGUACGUCUUGGUUCAUCAGUUCUGGAUGUAGAUGAAGGUUUAACAGUUGUGUUUUCCGAACCAGUGGGUUGGCAGGUUAUCGAUUUACGCGAUGCUGAUGGGGGCCCAUCUCGUGCUUUUGUCUUACAGUUGCAAGUUGUACAAAACCAUCAGAAUGGCCGUGAUACUCAUAUAAGGCAAAUGCGAAUAAUUGGACCAACUCGAGCACGAUUGGACACUGGUAUAAAGACAAUGAUUAAUGCUGGAACAAAUAUAAGCAAUGUCCCACUAAAGUUUACUUCUCAGACAAUCGCUCAGUUUGCUAAUAUCCGUUAA